Marasmius oreades (fairy-ring Marasmius) is the source of this 417-nucleotide messenger RNA. RefSeq lists its product as uncharacterized. Lineage: Eukaryota; Fungi; Basidiomycota; Agaricomycetes; Agaricales; Marasmiaceae. The transcript has 4 exons. Gene Ontology annotation, biological process: endoplasmic reticulum to Golgi vesicle-mediated transport. Bases 1 to 417 code for a protein of 138 amino acids. Gene Ontology annotation, cellular component: TRAPP complex. The record is from RefSeq and is a predicted model, not a curated record.
AUGGCCAUUUUCGGUCUCUGGGUAAUCAAUAAAGCGGGAGGUCUUGUUUAUCAGCGCAACUUCGCAGACGGCCUCGCACAACUUACUUCAAACGAAUAUCUUGUCCUUGCUGGUACUCUCCAUGGUAUUCACGCCAUUACCAGUAGAUUGUCACCCAUACCAGGUGCUAGCUCUGGUGCUCAAGUGAUUGAAGGAGAAACAUUCAAGAUGAACAUCCUUCUUACUUUGACGGGCACGAAGUUCGUAUUGCUUUCAUCGCUCGCUGAACCAUCUGCAGAUGUAACGUUGCAGAAAGUAUAUGAUGUGUAUGCAGAUGCGGUCAUGAAGAAUCCCUUUCACACCCCAGAAAUGCCUAUCAGAAUUGAGGGGUUUGAUAACAGGAUUACUGCUUUGAUUGGUAACGGGCACAUGGCUUAG